AUGGGUUAUCACGAAGACCCCGAGUCAAAGGCCGCUGAGGCUCCCAACGUCUCUGAUACAUCACCCGGCGUCCUAAUCGAUCACAACUCCGUCGACAGAGAAUAUGGACGAACCGUCCGAGGUCUCUCCCCUCGCCAUGUUCAGCUCAUGGCCAUCGGUGGCUCCAUCGGUACCGGUCUCUUCGUCGGUAUCGGCAAUGUUCUCUCUGCCGCUGGUCCUCUCUCCGUCGUCCUUGGAUACCUGAUCUGGGGUGUCUUCUUCGUCUGGCCCUGCAACCUUGUCGUUGCAGAGAUGUGUGCUUAUCUUCCUAUCCGUGGUUCUAUCUUUGAGCUUGCUGCCCGUUUCGUCGAUCCCGCCCUCGGAUUUGCCAUGGGAUGGACAUAUUUCUACGCUGGUCUUAUGCUUGUUUGUGUUGAAUAUAGUGCUGUUGCGACUCUCAUGCAAUAUUGGGUUCCUGAUAUCAACCCUGCAGCUUGGGUUGCGAUGGCAAUGGUCAUCUGUGUUAUGCUCAAUGUUGUUGCUGUCAAGUACUAUGGUGAGGCUGAGUUCAUCAUGGCUUCGCUCAAGGUCAUCCUCCUUUUCGGUCUCCUCUUUAUUACACUCGUCACUAUGUGUGGUGGAAACCCCAAGGGCGACGCCUACGGAUUCCGUUACUGGAAGGGCGGCAAGGCUAUGCGACCUUACCACGCAGAGGGAGACCUUGGUCGCUUCUGCGGUUGGUGGAAAGUCGUCUUAUACGCUGGUUUCACCAUUGCAGGUCCUGAUAUGAUCUCCCUCUCCUCUGGUGAGAUCGCGAACCCUCGACGAACCAUUCCCCGAGUCGCCAAGCUCAUCUUCUACCGCCUUGUCGGUUUCUAUGUUCUUGGUGUCUUGGCUGUUGGUAUCAUCUGCAGCUCCGACGACAAGCGUCUGCUUGGUGCUAUUGAGAACAGCGCUGCUGGUGCUGCUGCUUCUCCCUGGGUUAUUGGCAUUGAGAACCUAGGUAUCCACGGUCUUCCUAGCUUGAUCAAUUUCCUCAUCCUUACAUCCGGUCUAUCAUGUGGAAACGCCUACCUGUAUUCUUCGUCUCGAACCCUCUACGGUCUUGCUCGCGAUGGACAGGCUCCUGCAUUCCUCAUGAAGUGCAACAAGGCCGGUGUCCCCAUGUACUGUGUCCUCACUGUCAGCUUCAUCAGCUGCAUCACCUUCCUCGUCGCUGGCGAGUCCUCCGUCACCGUCUUCUUCUGGUUCGUCGACCUCACCACCACCGGUCUCAUCGCCACCUACACCAUGAUGAUUGUCGUCUUCAUCGGCUGGUACCGCGCCCGCAAGGCACAAGGCCUCGACAACUCCGCACUGCACUACGUGGCCCCCUUCAAUCCCUGGUCUGCCUACCUCGGUCUGUUCCUGGGCACCAUUGCGCUCGUCUUCAUCGGUUUCGACAAGUUCCAGCCCUGGAGCACUCAAGGAUUCAUCACCGGCUAUUUCUGCCACGCCUAUGCUAUUAUCCUGUUUGUUGUCUGGAAGGUCUUGAAGAAGACAAAGUUUGUCAACCCAGCGACUGCGGAUCUCGUUAGUGGCAAGAAGGAGGUUGAUGAGGAGUGUAAGCACUGGGAAGAGGGUGGCAUCGAGGAGAACUAUAGCCGGGAAUUGGCUGCCAUGCCUUUCUGGAAGAGGUGCUGGGAACGUCUUUGGUAA
This is a messenger RNA of Fusarium sp. VM40, 1677 nucleotides long. The record is from the annotation of a GenBank genome assembly. NCBI's taxonomy places the organism in Eukaryota, Fungi, Ascomycota, Sordariomycetes, Hypocreales, Nectriaceae.